CCCUCCACAGUUCACACACGAUAACUCCGUUCUCUGUUGCUGCGUGUACAAAUAGACCUCUCCUUCAACCUAUUUUCCUUCUCCUUCAAAUUCCUCGACCUUCUCUGGUUGUUAUGUUUUAGAUCUUUCAGUCUUACCGACCAUGAUCAACAACGUUCCUAGAUCUUUGACCGACUCUUCUCUUAACCUUUUCAAGCUAGCUGUGUCUGGCUCUGAUCCUUGGCCUUUCUCCAUCUAUUUCUUCUUGUAGUAAAGGAUUCAAUCGAAGAGCUCACACAGUAAAGAAAGAAGAGGGUUUUGGUUUUUUGUUUCUUUCUUUCUCGUUUUUCACAGUAUUCUUGAUUGAUUCAGAGAUGGGUAGCGGAGAUAAAGCCCUCUUAAAUUUUCCUCUGCAUUUACCGCUUCAUCACGGGAAGAAGGAUCCUAAGGCAAUCCCGAAGGGAUGCCUUGCGAUCAUGGUGGGUCAAGGCGAGGAGCAGCAGAGGUUCGUCAUCCCUGUUAUGUACAUCAAUCAUCCUCUGUUUAUGCAGUUGCUUAAGGAAGCAGAGGACGAGUAUGGGUUCGAUCAGAAGGGCACCAUAACUAUUCCCUGUCAGGUGGAGGAAUUUCGGCAUGUACAAGGUAUCAUUGAUAAGGAGAAGUCCUUCCACCAUCACCAUCACCCUCCCCACAACCAUAAUCAUCACCAUCAUAUUCCUCUUGCUGGGUGUUUCAGGGCUUGAAGGUGUUGUCCAUCCAUCCAUCCAUUCAUUCAUUAAUGAGGUUUAUCUUUUAUC
Messenger RNA from Telopea speciosissima, 776 nucleotides. RefSeq names its product auxin-responsive protein SAUR32-like. Gene Ontology annotation, biological process: response to auxin. The record is from RefSeq and is a predicted model, not a curated record. The transcript has a single exon. Bases 354 to 722 code for a protein of 122 amino acids. Lineage: Eukaryota; Viridiplantae; Streptophyta; Magnoliopsida; Proteales; Proteaceae.